Molecule: messenger RNA, 828 nt
Organism: Perca flavescens (yellow perch)
Lineage: Eukaryota; Metazoa; Chordata; Actinopteri; Perciformes; Percidae
Gene: aqp8a.1
Product: aquaporin 8a, tandem duplicate 1
Exons: 5
Coding region: 10-789 (259 amino acids)
Biological process (GO): transmembrane transport; water transport
Cellular component (GO): basolateral plasma membrane; plasma membrane
Molecular function (GO): water channel activity
Source: RefSeq, a predicted model, not a curated record
UCCUUCAUUAUGGCAGGGACAAAAGCCAAGACAGAGGUCUUCACAAUAGAUGAGAUGGGAGAGCCUUCAGCAGAGAGAAGUGACACCAACAAGAAGACAUGCAUCUUUGCGCAGUAUGUGCAGCCCUGCCUGGCUGAGCUGUUCGGGACCACCAUGUUUGUGUUUGUGGGGUGUGCGUCUGUUAUUGGGAAUGUGGGAGACGCUGGCGUCAUCCAGCCCGCUGUGGCACACGGACUGGCUCUUGGAGUGCUGAUUAUGGUCCUCGGGCAAAUCAGUGGAGGCCACUUUAACCCUGCAGUGUCUCUGAGCGUCUACCUGUGUGGAGGAAUGGGGCUUUCCCUUCUGCUGCCGUACGUCCUGGCUCAGAUGUGUGGAGGCAUGAUCGGUGCUGGUUUGACCAAGGUCAUCUACCCCACUGAUUUGUAUAAUGCUUCCCUUGGAGGGGCCUUUAACAUUGUCAACGAUGAUCUGGGUAAAACCACUGUGGCAGAGGUGAUGAUGACCCUCUUCCUUACCACUGUGGUGUGCAUGGGGGCCGUCAACGGCCAAACCCGCUCACCGUCGGCUCCUUUCUGCAUCGGCCUCACUGUGACAGCCAACAUAUUUGCUGGAGGGAUGGUGUCUGGGGCUUGUAUGAACCCUGCCCGAGCCUUUGGUCCUGCAGUGGCUGCCAACCACUGGAACCAUCACUGGGUCUACUGGGUGGGACCCGCUUCUGGUGCACUGCUUACUGUCAUGUUCAUCAGGUUGUUGUUUGGUGACCAGAAAACUCGAGUUGUGUUCAAGUGAAUGUGUUAUUUAUAAAGGAGGAAGAGACAGGACGUCCCG